Perca fluviatilis (European perch) is the source of this 1658-nucleotide messenger RNA. RefSeq names its product mucin-5AC-like. The transcript has 7 exons. Gene Ontology annotation, molecular function: transmembrane signaling receptor activity. Bases 123 to 1658 code for a protein of 511 amino acids. The record is from RefSeq and is a predicted model, not a curated record. Gene Ontology annotation, biological process: cell surface receptor signaling pathway. Lineage: Eukaryota; Metazoa; Chordata; Actinopteri; Perciformes; Percidae.
UCACAGUGCGUGCAGAGGAAACCACAACACUGACCCACAGACAGACAGGAAGGAGGAGCAUUCAUGUGAUGCUAUGACUAUGAAGUGAACAAAGUGAAGACAUCAUUUCACCAACUGUUAGGAUGGAGGACACAUCUCUACUGCAGCUAGUCUUUCUGACCUCACUGCUGAGCAGCACAACACACCAAGCCUCUCUGACUGUGAGUCCCAGCAGCUCUCAGAUGUUUGAAGGACAGUCUGUCUCUCUGAGCUGUGAGGAGGACGACAGCUCUGCUGGAUGGACUCUGAGGAGGAACACAACCAGAGAAACCAGGACUCAGUGUGGACCUGACUGGGGAAGACCUGCUGGUUCUUCCUGUACCUUCAGCGCCAUCCUCCCUUUAGACAGUGGAGUUUACUGGUGUGAGUCCAGAGAGGGAGCAACCAGUAACAGCAUCAACAUCACUGUCUCUGGUGGACCAGUGAUCCUGCAGAGUCCUGUCCUCCCUGUGAUGGAGGGAGAAGACCUCAGUCUGACCUGUAAAACAAAGAGGUCCUCCAAUUUCCUAGCUGGUUUCUAUAAAGAUGGAUCCUUCUUCAGGACUGGGCUUGCAGCUCACAUGACCAUCUACCAUGUUUCCAGGUCUGAUGAAGGCCUCUACAAGUGUCUCAUCAGCAGUGUUGGAGAGUCUCCAUCCAGCUGGGUCUCUGUCUCAGUUCUGACCUCACUGCUGAGCAGCACAACAAACCAAGUCUCUCUGAUGUUUGAUGAUACUACCAUAAGCCCUCCUCCUCCUACGACCGCAACAACAAGCACAACCUCAGGCCCUCCUACGACCACAACAACAACAAGCACAUCCUCAGGCCCUCCUACGACCACAACAACAACAAGCACAUCCUCAGGCCCUCCUACGACCACAACAACAACAAGCACAACCUCAGGCCCUCCUACGACCACAACAACAACAAGCACAUCCUCAGGCCCUCCUACGACCACAACAACAACAAGCACAACCUCAGGCCCUCCUACGACCACAACAACAACAAGCACAUCCUCAGGCCCUCCUACGACCACAACAACAACAAGCACAUCCUCAGGCCCUCCUACGACCACAACAACAACAAGCACAUCCUCAGGCCCUCCUACGACCACAACAACAACAAGCACAUCCUCAGGCCCUCCUACGACCACAACAACAACAAGCACAUCCUCAGGCCCUCCUACGACCACAACAACAACAAACAACAAAACCUCAGGCCCUCCUACGACCACAACAACAACAAGCACAUCCUCAGGCCCUCCUACGACCACAACAACAACAAGCACAACCUCAGGCCCUCCUACGACCGCAACAACAACAAGCACAUCCUCAGGCCCUCCUACGACCGCAACAACAACAAGCACAACCUCAGGCCCUCCUACGACCACAAGCCCUCUGCCGCCCCCUGACACAACCUCAGCUCACCUCCCCCUUGCGGUCAGACUGGUCGUCUACCUGGAGGUGUUCUGUCCGUUCUGCAUCUCUACUUUCCUCAUGGUGUCUUUAUAUCGACGCAGGACCAGAGGAAACGGCCUACCUGUCGCCAUGGUGACGACCUCCCCCACCCAGGCUGAGGAGGGAUUGGAUGAUGAAUAUGAGAAUGACAUCACCGCUGUCACCAGAGAGCAUCACUUCUGA